AUGUGUCUCCGUUACUCCCUAUUCUUCAUCCUCUUCUGUCUCGUUGCAAUCCAAGGUUUUGCCAAGAAGACGGGAGACGUGUCGGAAUUGCAGAUCGGGGUCAAGUAUAAGCCAAAAACGUGUGAACUUAAGGCUCACAAAGGUGAUAGGAUCAAGGUGCACUAUAGGGGAAAACUUACCGAUGGAACCGUUUUCGAUUCGAGCUUUGAAAGAGGAGAUCCGUUCGAGUUUGAGUUAGGCAGUGGUCAGGUUAUCAAAGGUUGGGAUCAAGGCUUGCUAGGUGCCUGUGUUGGUGAGAAGCGCAAGUUAAAGAUACCUGCAAAACUUGGUUAUGGGGAACAAGGCUCUCCGCCUACUAUCCCUGGUGGUGCAACGCUGAUAUUUGACACAGAGCUUAUAGCGGUAAAUGAAAAACCAGCUGGGGGAGAAGAAAACGGAGAAGAUGGAGAUGACGAGCUAUGA
This is a messenger RNA of Arabis nemorensis, 462 nucleotides long. The record is from the annotation of a GenBank genome assembly. NCBI's taxonomy places the organism in Eukaryota, Viridiplantae, Streptophyta, Magnoliopsida, Brassicales, Brassicaceae.